AACAUGUGGAAGACUCAAGGUGGGGCAGCGCUGCCAGCAAAUAAACUAAACAUGGGAAUCGCUGCUUUUGGAAUUGCCUUUAGACUGGUUGAUCCCAACACUGAUAUAGUUGGUGCACCUACCAGCACUGUUCCUCCAGAAGAAGGGUGCUACACUGCUCAACAAGGCUUUUGGUCAUAUUAUGAGACUUGUCUCUACAGGCAGGGUGUUGCUGAGAAGUGGAUUCCGAGUCAGAGUGUUCCUUAUGCGGUCACACAAGGGCAAUGGGUUGGGUAUGACAACACUGACAGUCUUGAUGCAAAGGUGGCACAUAUUAAGUCUAAUGGCUAUGGGGGAGUAUGUGUGUGGGCUGUGGACCUGGAUGACUACACUGGACAGUUUUGCCGGAAUGGAACUAACCCCUUCAUAACAUACCUGAAAAGCAUUCUGUAG
This is a messenger RNA of Boleophthalmus pectinirostris (great blue-spotted mudskipper), 432 nucleotides long. Its product is annotated as acidic mammalian chitinase-like. The transcript has 3 exons. Gene Ontology annotation, cellular component: extracellular region. The record is from RefSeq and is a predicted model, not a curated record. Gene Ontology annotation, biological process: carbohydrate metabolic process; chitin catabolic process. Gene Ontology annotation, molecular function: chitinase activity; chitin binding. NCBI's taxonomy places the organism in Eukaryota, Metazoa, Chordata, Actinopteri, Gobiiformes, Gobiidae. Bases 4 to 432 code for a protein of 142 amino acids.